AUGACACGAGUUUUGCUACCGGAUCGGGCUUCUGUGGGCCAUUCACAGUCUCAAAAGAAGGAUAAUAUUAAGAUAAAUGCCCUAGAACCCAUCCCUGGAACCGCAUGCGGGCCCUAUGGCGAGCGACUUGUUGUUCAAGUUGUGGACGAACUGGCCGAGAGGACUCCCCACAGGAUAUAUGCGACGGUGACCAAAUCCGCCCAUGAUGUUGAUCAAGGGUUUCGUGAUAUUACCUUCCGGAACUUGGCCGAUGCUGUAAAUCUGGUCAGUUGGCGCAACCAACAGCUUUUUGGCCGCAACGAUGAUUUUGGGGUAAUUGCAUACUUGGGAGUCUCCGACAUUCGUUAUGCAUUUUACCUCUUUGCGGCUAUCAAAACUGGUUACAAGUUGAUGAUUCCCUCCGUGCGCAAUUCGCUCUCGCAACAUCUGGCGGUUUUAGAUGAAGCGGGCUGCAAUAUUUUGUAUUAUACAGUCGAGAUGGAGACCCGUGUUCAAGAAUUGAAGAAGGAGAGGCCACUUCUACGCACAAUUCUCGUGGAGAGCCUCGAUCACCACAUCGGCCAAUGCACCCCGCACUAUAAAUACGAGAAGACUUGGGUGGAUGCAAGGACAGAUCCAAUAUUGAUUGCUCAUUCGUCUGGAUCUACUGGUAAUCCAAAACCGACGACUCUCACAAACGGCGUGUACUCAACUUACGAUAACCACCGAAAAAUACCAUCUGUUCCAGGUCGUCGAAUCCAGAGCUAUAAUCUACUGGAGUUUGAGGGCGGAGGAAAAUUCUUUAAUCCUUUUCCCCCGUUUCAUCUAGCGGGACUAUUCGCUAUGACAAUCAUGCCCAUAUUUUAUAGUUGUACAGUGACUCUUGGUCCUCCAGAGAAACCUCCCAGCGGGGAUAUUCUCAGCCGAGCGAUGAAACAACUCAACAUUCGUGCUGCCUGGUGCCCUCCAACUGUUAUCGAGGAGCUCGUCGAUCUCCCCGGUGGCUUCGACCAGGCAUCGACACUUGAUUGGAUCAUGUACACUGGGGGUCCUCUUGCACCCCGGGUAGGGGACCGACUCUGUCAUGUCACUUCGAUCUGUCAACUCUAUGGAUCAACCGAGACGGGGCCACAUAUUCCGUUAGUCCCGCUGCCUGAGAAUUGGAACUAUUUUGAAUGGCAUCCCUUGUUGGAAAAUGAAAUGGACCCCAUGGGCGAUGGUACCUUUGAAAUGGUUGUGAACAGGGACUCUUCCCUAGAUUGGAUUCGACAUCUAAGUCAAGCAUACCCUAGCCUCGAUGUUUGGAGGACAAACGAUUUAUUUGUCCAGGCCCCGAAUAAUCCCAACCUCUGGCGCUUUGUCGGACGAAGAGACGACGUCCUCGUCCUAUCAAACGGCGAAAAGUUCAACCCUGUGAAUAUGGAAGGUGCAAUCACUGGGCAUCCUUUGGUUAGAGGAGCCUUGAUCGCUGGAACUGCCCGUUUCCAAGCCUGUCUCAUUAUCGAGCCUUUGGAAUACGACGCAAACCUAUCUGAUUCCGAGUUUAUUGAUCGGAUCUGGCCAACUGUGGAAGAAGCUAAUAAGGUUGGUCCCGCACAUGGCCGCAUCUUCAGAUCCAAAGUCAUGGUUGCGAAACCUGAUAAACCAUUCAAACGUGCUGGUAAAGGGACCGUGAUAAGGGGCCAGACGACUCGUCUAUAUGUUGACGAAAUUGAUGCCCUAUACAACGAGCAGGCGAAUUCUGAGGGGCCCGUUUUACACUCAUGGGAUUCGACUGAGCACAUACGGGAGUAUGUGAGAGCAGCGGUGGCAUGGUUGUUACCGUCAACUCAGGCUCCUCAUGGGGAUGAUGACGACAUCUUUGUUUUAGGUAUGGAUUCCUUACAAACUUCCGAACUCGCCAAGACCUUUCAGAGGACCAUAUCUCCUCAUGUAGGCGGUUCAUCUGCUCCCAAGCUGGCACCUAGUUCUAUAUACGCGAACCCAACUAUCGGGAAACUGUCCGCCCUUCUCUUCAACAUUUUACACAGUGAUGGUAUUGAAGCAUCAGCGGAAGAGGAGGAGACAGACAGGGUGGCAUAUAUGGCCAAGCUAGUCGAAGACUAUACCUCCUACCUGGCAGCUAAUCGGAGACCUGACUCUCCAAAUAAAUUGCAUGUUGCUAUUACCGGGACCACAGGAUCACUUGGGACCCAUCUACUGGAAACAAUUGUCAAUGACCCAGGCGUCGGGUGUAUCUACUGCCUAAAUCGCGAUCGGAACGCUCAAUCGCGACACCAAGCCGAUUUCGAUGCUCGAGAUGUCGCGUUAGACCUUGAUGCGCUGAGCGAGAGGAUCAAGUUUAUGCAAAUCACUGUCGGUGACGCUAACAUGGGCUUAUGUGAAGCAGAUUGGAGCAUGCUCGCCAACAAGGUGGACAUCAUCAUUCAUAACGCAUGGAAGGUCGAUUUCAAUCACAAGCUGCCUUCGUUUAAGGAUCACCUCCACGGCCUUAGGGAUAUAUUGAGCCUCACAACUAACUCACCUACAAAACGACCGCACGUCUUCUUUGUGUCCUCGCUGUCUACGGUUGGAAAUUGGCCGAACCUCUGCAAGGAUAGCAAUCAAGUCCCCGAGAUUGUGCCUCUGGAUUAUAAUUUUGCACUUCCCAUGGGCUACGCAGAGUCAAAAUUGGUAGCCGAGAGGAUGAUCACGGAAGCUGUUGCCAGCAGUGGAGCGAAAGCUACGAUCCUGCGCGUUGGACAAAUUGCAGGCCCCUUGUCCGAGAAUGGGGGAGAAUGGCACAGAACAGAGUGGCUGCCUACACUUAUUAAAACAUCCAAGGCCCUGGGAUGUCUUCCUGACUCCAUGAAUAUGAUCGACUGGGUCCCGGUUGACAAGCUAUCGCAAAUCAUUAGUGAGAUUGUUCAGCAUGAAUAUAAGCAGAGCCCCUCUUCACUUGUUUACAAUCUUGUCAAUCCUCGCCAGGGGAAAUGGGAUGAGCUUGUUACGCAAAUACAAGAGGCAUGGAAGCCGGCCAUGACGAGAGCUGUGCCUUUUCAAGAUUGGCUUGAGCUAUUAAACGAUCAGAGGAUAGACCUGGAAAAGUUUCCUGCGCUGAGAAUUCCGGAAUUUUACCAAGGAUUGGCUGAGGACGCGGAAUCUUGCGAGGAGAGGCAGGUCGUCUAUGCCACCGAUAACGGGACCGAGGUCAGCCCAACGAUGAGGCAAUUACAGCCGAUUGACGGAGAGGCCAUGAGAACCUGGUUAAAUCAAUGGAAAUUCUAA
Molecule: messenger RNA, 3246 nt
Organism: Clonostachys solani
Lineage: Eukaryota; Fungi; Ascomycota; Sordariomycetes; Hypocreales; Bionectriaceae
Source: the annotation of a GenBank genome assembly